Messenger RNA from Salvia miltiorrhiza (redroot sage), 962 nucleotides. RefSeq lists its product as uncharacterized. The record is from RefSeq and is a predicted model, not a curated record. The coding region runs from base 258 to 683 and encodes 141 amino acids. NCBI's taxonomy places the organism in Eukaryota, Viridiplantae, Streptophyta, Magnoliopsida, Lamiales, Lamiaceae. The transcript has a single exon.
AUAAUUGGGUGAAACUAUUGUUUAAAAAUUUAAAAUCACACGUUUAGAAGUUUCCAUGAAGCUCGAGACGUACUUCCCCCACUGCCAAAAGUACAACUCCAUGUGCCACUCUCCCUAUAAAUACAGCCCUCACAUUUCUCCACUUGCUCAAACAAUUUCCUUCAAACAAAAAUCCUACAUCCCUCUCCAAAUCAUCAAUCUAAAUCCAAACUCAAACACCAAAAUCUUUUAUAGAUUCAAGAAAUCAAUAAAAAGAAAUGGAGCAAAAUCUACCAAUCAUAGCGAAGAAAUUCUGGAGCAUAGUGAAAGUGGCGUAUUUCAUGUUGAGAAAAGGCAUAUCUAAGGCCAAGCUGUUUUCCGAUCUUAACAUGAUGCUGAAGCGCGGCAAGAUCGCCGGCAAAGCCGCCAUGCACAACCUCAUCUUCCACCACCACCACGCCCAAGAGCCGCAGCUCGCGGAGUUACGAGUUCAGCUGCAGCAGCACCCCGGCCUUCCGGCUGCCGUUCCACCUCAGCAAGCGCAAGGGCGAGAGCGAGCUGUGGGCGGCGGCGGUGGAGAUGGCGAGCAGUGUGGCGCCGUCGCCGGCGCUGCCGGGGUUCGGGCGGACGCCGACGGUGAGGCAGCUGAGGAUAACGGACUCGCCGUUCCCGUUGAGAGAGAUCGAAGAAGAUCACCGCGUUGAUGAAGCUGCCGAGAAGUUCAUCUCCAAGUUUUAUAGGGAUUUGAAGAAGCAAAAUGCAUUUGCUCCUUGAAUUUUUAUUUUAUUUUUCUUUGCGGGAAAAUGGAAGCAUGUUGCAGUUUUAUGUGAUUAUGCUGCUAUAGAUUUAUGUUUCUAUAUAUAGAAAUUAAAGGAGAUCGAAGAAUGAUAUGCGUAGAAAUGUUUUUAGGUUUCUUUUGGUCAAGAAAAUGUAAUUUAAUUAGCAAUAUACCAAGGAAUAAAAGAAUUAUAUAUUUGUAUAAA